Messenger RNA from Ruditapes philippinarum (Manila clam), 3743 nucleotides. RefSeq names its product G-protein coupled receptor 157-like. Bases 734 to 1795 code for a protein of 353 amino acids. Gene Ontology annotation, cellular component: plasma membrane. The record is from RefSeq and is a predicted model, not a curated record. Gene Ontology annotation, biological process: cell surface receptor signaling pathway; adenylate cyclase-activating G protein-coupled receptor signaling pathway. Gene Ontology annotation, molecular function: G protein-coupled receptor activity. The transcript is spliced from 4 exons. NCBI's taxonomy places the organism in Eukaryota, Metazoa, Mollusca, Bivalvia, Venerida, Veneridae.
AGUACAAGUAGAUAACAAGAUUUGAGAUAUGUUUAAAAGGUUGCUAUUUUAAUUAAGAAGGAAAGUCUUUUGUUUGAACGAAAUAAAAUUAAUACGACAAAGAAGGAGAAAAAGAAGUAGAAGGAGAAGAAGAAGGAAAAUAAUGAUGAACAAAAGGAGGAGCACGAAUCACACACUUGUAACGACGGGCCUGGGAAAAGAUGGUUAUAUGUCAUUUUAGUGGUGUAAAUCUAAUUUGUCUUCACUGUCAUAUCAUCGUAUGCGAUCUUUACACGAGUUUGUUUCCGCAAAUAUAAAUUGUGAUACAUUUUUAUAUCACAGGAUAUAACCAUUAGAUUCAAUUGUUCAAUAUUUCAAUAUGUACACAUAUAGUAACUAUUCUUUUUUUCAUCAUUGUUUGUGACUGCUAAGAUAUUUAAUAAUACGAAGAUCAGGAUGUUAAAGAUUUCACGGAAUAGGACUAUAUAUGUUAAAGCAAUUGUUUUGCUAAGAAACGAAACUGAAACGAGCAGUAGGCCAUUAUUUUACAACAAACAUGUGACUUAUACAUGUAAUUAUAACUAAGUUGUCACAUUGAAAAAGGAGUAUUUUAUGACAUUCGUGGAAUAUACAAGUAUAUUGUUUUUCAGAUCAUAAAGGAAUCAACAUAGUAAUAAAAAAACUAUUUGCGUCAUAGAAUAGAUAAAGGAAUUAUAAACAUUUGUUCAGAUAAACAAUAUAUAACUAUUUAAACAUGGCUACGCUAGAUUUCUACACAUCUUCGUAUUUUGAUAAUAGCUCUGUUGUCCCUUUAAGUCCAUCAAAUCACGUGGUUCCUAUAUAUGUGCUUGUCCUCAGCAUCACGAGCUGCUGUCUGUCAUUGAUCGGAAUAGUUUGCAUUUUUGUAUCCUACGUCGCCAUUGUUACUAUUCGGAACUAUAUUAGAAAACUUUUAAUUUUCUUGACCAUAGCUAAUCUAAUAGACGUGCUUGGGAUAAUCAUUGGAAUAGUGAGAUACAUGUUGCUGGAGUUCACCGAUGAAAGAUAUAAAAAAGAAACGCAAGUGUGCCUUUUUCAGAGCGUCGUAACUUCCUUCGCACCAUGCAGUUCGUUUUUCUGGACAGUUUUUAUCGCCAUAUAUUUUCAAGUGCAAGUAUUAAGACCGAGCUGGGCUCAUAAACUGUCGAGCAAGCAGGCAACCGUGACGUAUCACGUGGUGGCAUGGGGCGUUCCUGGGUUAACCUGUAUUCUUGCGCUGUACUUUAAAGUAUUUGGAGACACUGAGGACAUUUUUACGGGACCUUGGUGUUGGAUAAAGACAAAUCAAGAGAGGAAAACUGCUAUACUGUGGAUGAUUUUGACAGUAAAGGGAUGGGAACUACUUUCGUAUCUAGUUUUGGCGGAAGUUCUUGUAUUUGUCGUCUAUAAAACAUCUAUAUUACCUAGAUGUCUCCGGCGGCGUGGCGGACAGUAUUUGGAAAUACACGACUCGAAUUUGCAAACAUCUACAGGACUUAGACGAGGGGAUAAAAAUUUUGUGUUUAUUUGGCUCAUAUUCUAUGUACUACGUUUCGCAGGAACAUUUCGUUUUCUCCUGCACGUUACGUAUGGACCCUUACAUGAACAAAUGAGAAUUACAGACAGAGUUAUGUUGGCUUGGCAAGCGUUUGGCGAUACUGCACAAGCGUUCGUCAACUUUAUUUGUCUUUGUGUAUUUGACAGAGUAAUCAGACAACAUUAUUGUAGUCGUCUGUCAAGAAACGAUAGAAAUGAUCACGUGGCUAAUAACGGAGGAGAGCAAGGCAUAAAUAUGUGAUGAUGUAAAAAUUUUAUGCACGUGACUAGAGACAAAACAAAUUCUUUAUAAAUAAGUGACGAAACACCAGUUUUACGAAACGAAACAUAUGAAUAAUAUUAACUUUUAUUUCCACGUACACUUAUGAAUGUAUGUUUAAACGUUGUCAUUCAGAGGAAAACAAGUUUUGACCGAUUGACAAAGUUACAUCAAUAUAAUAUUACAUGUACAUGUAUAAUAAUAUGAUGCUAUUAACCAUUAUCUUCCAGGCAUCAAGGUGUUUAACCGCUGCCACGGCUAGCCUACAAAUCCGUACAGUGUGAGAAGGCUGACUAGGUGUUGAUUUUUGUUUUUCAAUUUUGAUAUUAAAAUCCCUGACACUUUCAAUGGACCGUUCCAAAAUCUUAAACAGAGCAAAUCCAUAGCACAAAUUUGCAAGUUAAUGAUUAAUAUUUUCAUUUUAUAUCCUGCUUUUAUUUUUUUUUUACUUUUACGUCAUUUUUUUUGGCUUGCGCUCUCACUCAUAACGUCAUCAAAUCAAUACGUCACAUUGUUCUUAUUGAAAAAUAUAUUUCAUUAUUAAAAAUGAUAUAUGUAAUAGUUAUAGUUCAGAUUUUAAAAAAUAUGGAAUUUAUUGCAAGCGUAGCGUAGCGGAGCGCAGCAAUAAGUUCUAUAUUUUUUAAAAUAUGAACUAUAACUGGCUUACCGUUUGACCCACUUUCGUGGAAUAAGUCACGUACGAAGUGUCGGUACAGCGUUUGAUGUAAUACGAGUCCUGCCCUAACUAGUAUAGAUUGACAGCCCAACACAUGGUCGUAGUGUUUUGACCUGUCAAUUAAAGCAUUGCAUUUUUAUGUAUUUUUAUAUCAUUAGUCAUCAUGUAACAAUCCUGCGAUCAGGCUGUGUUUGACAUGAAUAUAGCAAGAAUCAUGUUUUUGAACCAUUUCAUGUCGAAUGUGCUGAUGUGGUCACGCAGUUGCUUGAUAUUGAUACGCAGGUUUUAUAUGCAGACACAAGCAAAAAAAGGCAAAAGCUCAGGUAAAUAUUUUAUAAAAAAAUAUUCUCGAAUUGUCGCAAUAUCUAACUGCAUCAUUAUCUGAAUGAAAAUACAAAUUGUAACAUGACCAAGCGCGCAGCUUUUGUUCGCCCAACCAGCACCGAACCUCAAAGUAUUGAAGUUAAUUAUUCAAACAUAACAUGAUUAAUCUGCCUAAAAUGCUGUUGCAAUUAUUAAAAAAACUUUGAAAAUCAUAUUUAAGGGGUUUCUUUGAUAUUUGCAUUUUGCAGGCCGAUUUGAAAAGCUUUUGACAUCUGAUGACAUUAAGAAAGACCAGAAAUACAGUUUCCUAUAAUACAACGAAAAACAACUGGGCAGUGCGCGUCUGGAGAGAGUUGGCUGAAAACCACAACCUACAACCGGAGACUAAGCAAGAGCCUGGUUAUCCUAUUCCCGUUCAAAUAGAGCAGUUCCGUUCAUGUGCAGAAAUGGAUUUUUGGUUACAACGAUUCAUCAGGAAAAAUGAUGUAUUUUAUCCUCCAACAACUUUACUAAACAUUGCUGCAAGGCUACAACGGUAUCUUCGAAAUGAAAAAUCCAUGCACGUGAACUAUGUUAAAACUGAAGAUCUUUUUUUCUGAACUUCGCAGAAUAUUGGAUCCAUGCAUGCGCGAGUUGACUAACGAGGGUAUAGGGGUCGAAGUCAACUGUUAAAAAAGUGGAGAUUUUAACAAAAUGUGGAAAAAAAUGUCUUGGAAUUAUGAAAAAUGGAUAUUCUGUAUGAUCUUUUAAAGAUAUGUGUUAGUUUCGAACUUUGAGAUUUCUCUCACUCCAUGUCUAUUAUUUUCAGUUAUCAGCCACAAACUGUUUUCUAAUGUUUGAAUUAUAACCAUGACGGUAUAGGGAAUGUACUGUUUCAAUAAUUUUUAUACAUGUAAAAGCUUGGAUUUAUAAAUAACCGUAUGAAAUCGC